UAGUGACGUUUCCUGCAGGUAGUGACUACAUACGACCUCGAGUGGCACACUUCUUACACGAAUCAUCUUGGGAAAAUAAUAAGUAAGAACGAAAAUAAAAAGAAUUAAGGAAGGAUUCGCUUCUAGCAUUUUCAGUCUCUUUGUUUUAUUAACUACGAUCGGACAGCAAUAAGAAUUACAUUAUGCCUCCAUAGUCUCCUGCGGAUUAUCGACAUUCGUUAAGUGGAACAACGCAGAACGAGAAAGUUCAUACUCUGGUCAUGGGAUGGGCAUUGACCUAGAUCCUUAAUUUUCAAAGACCACAUCAUGUCUUGGACGCGUUUUAAAUACCAUGAGGGCCACGCGAUGCCCGCGGCCCGACGCGAUACGGGGACGUGGCUUUUUGGUGUCAACAAAAUUGACAAGGCACCGACGGCCACAAGCGAAUUUCUGCCACAAAAGUCUACCCUUAAAACCGGUCCUAGCGCUGGCCCAGGCUCAAUUCCUAGAGCGAACAUUGGGAGCAGAAGUAUCGAGUUUCACUUAAUUUAGAUUUUAGUAAAUCCAAGCAGUUUCUUUGUACAAUACUAAAUACCGUCGUGAAAAGAUUGCUUGAUCGGCAUUAUUUGAAGAUGAAAUAUAUGUGGAUUUACUCUCUGCUCCACUUUUAGCAAAGCUGCGUAAUUCCAUAGCGGAAGACACACCUGGACCUGGGAGCUACGAAACUGUAUCAAGCUCGCUCAAGACGGCAAGCGCGAUUACAAUCAAGGGUGGACCUAAACGCGCACCGGUUCGAGAGACAACAACAGCGUGGCCCCAGAAACUGAGAGAGGGUAGAAGUAAAAGUUGUAUCUUGAUAACCCAAGUUGUUCUUGUUAGUAAGUUUAGCUUCUUUGCGACACGUCGAACUUGCUGUGGUGCAUUUUUUUUCCAUCAUUAUGUAAGUAUGAAAUCAUCGUAAAGUAAAUGGCUUUCUGCUUAACGUCUUUACUCAGAUGCGGAAGCAAGACCAGGCUACUAUGAAAAGUUGAGCAACUUUGGUGAAAAGAAGUCUCGAGGUGGUGUCAUAGGCAAAGCUAGUCGAAAAACGGGCUGGCUGAACAAAUCGGAUCCCGGUUCGGGUGCGCCUCAGUUCUACGCUCCAGGUUACCUUCACUCAGGAUUUUGUAUAUUAAAUAUGAUUCGUUGAGGUUUAGGUCCAGCGGCGCUCAAAGCACUAAAUAAAACAACCGGUUAGUUUUUACCUCUAGCGUAUAGCCCUUCCAGCAAUAUAUUAAAUAUGAUUCGUUGUAGGUUGCAGUUGUCCGACUAGACACUGCGCGAAAAUGUACGAUAAACGCGUUCAUGAAGAUGUUGACAGAAUUGAAUAAAAGAUUGUGAUACGUCGACACUCGACGAGCACGACCAGCAUGCAACAGGAUUAUGAUCAGCCACCGUGAAAGAAGACAAAUAACAAGCUGCUCUCCUCUGAGUCUAUCCUCAUACAUAUACAUUGUAGGUUCGACUUUGUUGCGAAAAGCAGUUCCGCAUCUGGGGUCGAGGAGUCCACGGUUUGCCACUGCGCCAAUGGAGCAGACACCUGGCCCCGCCGCAUACACUCCGCGGAUUCCCCACGCGGAUACCAGGCAUUCUAAGGGGGUGAAGAUUCCGCAUUCAGGACGAACAAACGCCCGCGUUUCAGCACCUGCAUCAAUGAGGUAUAUAACCUUCCUCGAUUGUAACGAUUCUAACCUAGUAGUACUUUCACAACUUCUACUUCUCUGCUGGUGCAUCUUUGCUAGUACGUGGACUCUGAGUAGUAGAUCAUAGUAGUACUUCUGCGCCCAAGAUGAAGAAGUUGCUGUGGUCAUGAUGUUUUGAUUUUGAAGAUUCUUCAACCAUGAAGAUGGUCCAUCAUAAUGUUUCUGCUUUCACCUGCUCCUCUACCACGUCUUGUCUCAACAGCCGACAUUUAGCUGUGCCUGAGGAUACACCUGGGCCCGGCGCAUACGCUCCAGAGGCACCCUACGAUCAUCGGCGCAAGCGUGCCAUUCAGCGCGCAGGAGAGCUGAACCGGAGCGUCAUGUCUUCCAGGUCACAUAUGUCGACAUCCAGGAUUUAAGGCUCAUGUUGAUUUUUUAUAAUUUUUUUCUUAGACGCUAGAUGAUGUAGAUGUACUUAGAUUCUUCUAGAUGAACCAACAGGUAGAAGAAAGUUCAAAGUUGACACAAGAACGAAGUAUUAAAUAGAAAAUCAUAAAUGACCAAGACCAAGAUGUUGAAAAUCUUUUUCAGUCUUCAGGGUCCUCUAGGUUUUCUCUUCUAAUGCAUGAGUGUACCCAUGAGCAGCCGAGGACCUAGCAAGGGCCCAGGUAGCUCAGUGUCUUCAAGCGUUGGAGGCAGCGCCGGCGGGUACCAAUUCCAGCCUCGAUCAAGGAGUUCCAGCGGAGUAGGCGUUACACGCGUUGUCGAGGCGUCCGGAGCACCAGCGGCACAGGGAGCAAGUGAGGUAUCAUCAGUCGCGCCGCAGGUGGAUCUCGUAGGAAAUAACGUAGGAGUGGUCAUGCAGACUCGCACGUCGACGGGCGUUGGUCCCCGCGUGAUUGCCGUAAACAGUGCGUCACACACGACGAGGACGAGUCAAAGUGGUGACGAGUUAAACUUCGCGGCGGCGGCAGCUCAAUAGCGUCCUACAAGUUAGGUCAACAGAUGAGAAACGCUGUUGUCGAGGGUAUUGAUUCGGCAGAAGAUGUAAAAUGCUGGUCGUGCAGCAGGAAUAGCUAGGAGGUAUGGUUGGUGAUAUAUCGCUAUCAUAAUGUCUACGUUGUGCACGCGCACGCUUUCCUUGUUCGCAGUCACGUCAUCGCUGAUUAGAACGCAUAAUAAGAACGCCUAAGAAUAUUUCUUCUAGUACACUUCUCGAACACAUUACAAAUAAUGACCGUGCUGAACAGAAAAGUCUACUAUCGUAUAGUAACAAUACUACGACUACCUAAAGAAACUCGUGUCUAACUACUACGAUAUUUCAUCAGAAGAUUCAAGCAGAAACCACAAAUGCCUCAACGCCCUUACGGACUUUUGACGUUAAGAAUUGAGUUUACCAAAGUAGCCGCAUAGCACUAUUAUCCAGCUAAGUACAACUUUGUGAUAUCCUCCGUCAUUUCAAAAAAUGAAACUCGGGCUCGUCUCUUCCAGAAAGGAACAACUAGGAGGUGAUGGACAGACUGGGAGUGGGACGGAUUAUUCUUUUUGUAGUUUUUUUUGUCAUACCUGUACGGACGUCGCCUAUCAUGUUCAGUUGUAUUAUGAAACUAGAAAUAGAUGUAUACCACACACGACGACUAUGUAAUGUAUGUUUGUCAAUAGCUCGCUUGCUCAUGAGGAAAAGUAUUGCACGACGAUGGAUUCGCUAGUCUUUGCUAGAAAUAGAUGUUGAAUGUUGUAAAAAAAUGUAUCAUAAAAUAUGGAAGACAUGUACUUGUUACAACUAUGCAGAAAUUAUACUACAAUUGGAGACCACAGUGAGCCGUAAUGCUUGUUUUGGGAAAGGAAACGUUUAAUGAGCAUCAUGCAAUGAGUGUGUAUCUAAAAUUAUUUGACAGCAUUUUUGACACGGGGUUGAUUUGUUUCGGGUAGAGGGAUUCGCUUUCGCAUACUAGCAUCAUCUGAGAGCAUCCAGUCGAGAGAAGGCGAAGAAUCACCGUCGUGGUUGAUCCAUAACAAACGCGCUGGGCCUCCCUACUGAAACAUCUGGCUGCUCGGAAAAACUCUAUGAAGAGAAGAACUGCAUUAUGCAACUAAAGAAGAUGCGCUUACAACUUCUGCUUCUUACUUUCAUUACAAGAUGAACCAAAAAGAACCGGAGCAAGAUCUUGAUGCAUAAUCAGCCUCGAGGGUAUACUCAACCGUAAAGGUAGUUGAGUCAUCGAUACGCA
Amoebophrya sp. A25 is the source of this 3892-nucleotide messenger RNA. The record is from the annotation of a GenBank genome assembly. Lineage: Eukaryota; Dinophyceae; Syndiniales; Amoebophryaceae.